GGUGCUCAACAACAGCUGCUUUACCAGAAACCAGAACAGAAGGCGUCAAAGUUGGCGAUGUGACAAAUACGCGAACUAAACCUGUGGGGUUUAAUAGUUGAGUGUGUGUCUGAGGGUGUGCGCGUCCCUCGGCUUGCCCAUGGUGUUGCUUUGACGUGUGGUGCAGUCUCUUCACAGCAACAAUCCUUCUUUUCCUGCCAUCAUCCUGCCUGCACAGGAGCACCAUGGCAAUGUGGAUCCAGGCCCAGCAGCUGCAGGGGGAGGCACUGCACCAGAUGCAGGCGCUGUAUGGCCAGCACUUCCCCAUUGAGGUGCGACACUAUCUGGCCCAGUGGAUUGAGAGCCAGCUCUGGGAUUCGGUGGAUUUAGAUAGCCCAGCAGAGGAAGCCAAAGCCAAGCGUCUGCUGGACAAUUUGGUGGCAGAGCUGCAGAGGAAAGCCCAGCUUCAGGGAGGAGAAGAUGGCUUUCUGCUCAAAAUCAAGCUAGGCCACUAUGCCACCCAGCUCAAGAGCACUUAUGACCGUUGUCCUCUGGAGCUGGUCCGCUGCAUUAAACACAUUCUGCACUCAGAGCAGCGGUUGGUUCAAGAAGCCACAAAUGCCAGCUGUGAGACUGCGGGCCAGGCUAUGGACAGCCUGUCACAGCGGCACCAGCAGAUCAACCAGGCCUUUGAGGAACUCCGCCUGGCAACACAGGAGACUGAGAAUGAACUGAGAAAGCUGCAGCACAGCCAGGAGUACUUUAUCAUCCAGUACCAGGAGAACCUGCGCAUCCAGGCCCAGCUGAGCAGCCUGUCAUCACUGCCUCCAGCUGAGCGCACUCAGCGGGAGACCACCUUACAGAACAAGAGGUCCACUGUGGAGGCCUGGCUCACAAGAGAGGCCAGCACACUACAGAAAUACAGGCUUGACCUUUCAGAGCAACACCUGAAGACCCUGGGCUUGUUGAGGAAGCAGCAGACUCUAAUCCUUGAUGAGGAGCUCAUCCAGUGGAAGAGGAGGCAGCAGCUUGCUGGAAACGGUGGCCCUCACGAGGGCGGACUAGAUGUCCUCCAGUCAUGGUGUGAGAAGCUGGCUGAUCUGAUCUGGCAGAAUCGGCAGCAGAUCCGGCGCUGUGAACAUCUAACCCAGCAGCUUCCCUUGCCGGGCCCAAUGGAGGAGCUGCUGAGCAAGCUCAACAGUGACAUCACUGAUAUCAUCUCUGCGUUGGUUACUAGCACCUUCAUCAUUGAAAAGCAGCCUCCCCAGGUGUUAAAGACGCAGACCAAGUUUGCCGCCACUGUGCGCCUUCUGGUGGGUGGAAAACUCAACGUCCACAUGAACCCACCGAUGGUCAAGGCCGUCAUUGUCAGCGAGCAGCAGGCCAAAGCUCUGCUAAAGAAUGAGAGCACACAUAGUGAAAGCAGUGGAGAAAUUCUUAACAACAACUGUGUGAUGGAGUAUCACCAGGCCACUGGAACCCUCAGUGCACACUUCAGAAACAUGUCUCUGAAACGGAUCAAGCGUUCUGACCGUCGUGGCGCAGAGUCAGUUACGGAGGAGAAGUUUACAGUUCUGUUUGAAUCCCAGUUCAGUGUCGGCGGAAACGAGCUCGUCUUCCAUGUCAAAACCCUGUCACUGCCUGUCGUAGUGAUUGUCCACGGCAGUCAGGACAACAAUGCCACAGCUACAGUGCUGUGGGACAAUGCCUUUGCUGAGCCGGGCAGGGUGCCAUUCAUUGUGCCUGACAAGGUGCUGUGGCCCCAGCUGUGUGAGGCCCUCGAUAUGAAGUACAAGGCAGAGAUGCACAGUGGGCGUGGCCUGUCAGACGACAACCUGGUCUUCCUGGCACAGAAGGCAUUUUCAAGUAGCAGUAACAACCCAGAGGAUUACAAAAGCAUGACCAUUUCCUGGGCCCAGUUCAACAGGGAGAGCUUACCUGGACGCAGCUUCACUUUCUGGCAGUGGUUUGAUGGAGUUGUAGAGCUCAUGAAGAAGCAUCUCAAGCCGCACUGGAAUGAUGGGGCCAUCCUGGGCUUUGUAAACAAGCAGCAGGCUCAGGACAUGUUGCUGUCCAAACCCAACGGCACCUUCCUGCUGCGAUUCAGUGACUCUGAGAUUGGAGGCAUCACCAUCGCCUGGGUGGCUGAGAAUCCCAACAAACCAGGGGAGAGGCUGGUGUGGAAUCUGUUGCCUUACACUACCAAGGAUUUCUCCAUCCGCUCCCUGGCUGAUCGCAUCAGUGACCUGAACCACCUCUUGUUUCUUUACCCUGACCGGCCCAAAGAUGAGGUUUUUGCCAAGUACUACACUCCUCCGCUCUCAAAAGCAGUGGAUGGAUACGUGAAACCACAGAUCAAACAAGUUGUGCCAGAAUUUACCACCCCAAACCCUGAACCCAGCGGAUCAACUCCAUCAUUCAUGGACCAGACAGCGUCUUCCUCUGUGAGCCACCCCAACAACUUCACGGUUUUCCCUCCCAUGAGCGACACCAUGUUAGAUCCAGAUGGAGACUUUGACCUAGAGGACACGAUGGACGUGGCCCGCCACGUGGAGGAGCUGCUCCGCAGGCCCAUGGCUAACCAGUGGAGCAGCCAGCAGUCUUGAACCUGCUACUCAACGUCAGGUCUUCUUUGUCCUAUCCAACAGAAACACCCACACCUGUAAUACUAUCUGAACUGCAACCAGGGCAACACAUGUUCUGUAUCUUGGGUCAUUUUGACAGAUUCACUUUAUAAUUCUCCACUGACCACAAGUUGUAGGUGCCUGUAGAAGAGCUGGACAGUUGUGGUUAUGAAGAGGCGACUAAGGGCGCUUUCACACCAGGAUAGUUCAGGGGUCUCAAAAACUUUCACAGCUUCGUUUAGUUUAGUUCGCUUUCACACUGCAACUUUUGUAAGCGGACCGAACCGCAUGGAUAACUUCACACAGUUACAACAGCUGCUUGCCAGAAAUGAGCACCAGAAGUUGCCCAGUAUGAGCAGCAGGUGAGGCAGCGAGCUGUCAAUCAUGUUGCUCUGUACAUGGGACGAAUGCAGCAGCACCAAAAACAACGUGCCAAGCAGGGAUUUAGAAGAUUUCAGAUCACAUAAAUGUCAUAAAUCAUUUCAUACACUCCCUCUCUUUGGUUCACUGGAUAGUCCGUUUGCCUUUCCCACUGUAAGAGAGGCCCACAUUUUCAGGUGGACCAGCCUUGUGUGGUCCACACCAGAGUUGGAGACAAAUUCUGGUCCUUUUUGAAGCGGACCAAACAGCUCCGGUGUGAGAGCGCCCCCUGUCUCUCUGUAGAUAGUUAACCUGCUUUACAAAGUCAGUGUUACAGGUAUUUGACAGAGGCACGUCGUCUUAAUGUCCUCUCAAAUGUAUCAUAGUUUCUCAGGGUGGUCAGGUGGCGAUGUUUUGGGUCAAUGGGAUUUUUAUAUAAAACUGAGACAUACAGUUAGUUUAUAUGUAAGCUUUGCAAUCAUAUGUGCCUGAUGAGCUUCUAGCACCAUAAACAUGUCUACGUUGCUUCUAUUCAAAUUCUUGCCAUUUUACACAUAGUUGUAAA
This is a messenger RNA of Solea solea (common sole), 3528 nucleotides long. RefSeq names its product signal transducer and activator of transcription 5B-like. The coding region runs from base 225 to 2585 and encodes 786 amino acids. Gene Ontology annotation, molecular function: DNA-binding transcription factor activity, RNA polymerase II-specific; RNA polymerase II cis-regulatory region sequence-specific DNA binding. Gene Ontology annotation, biological process: defense response; growth hormone receptor signaling pathway via JAK-STAT; cytokine-mediated signaling pathway. The record is from RefSeq and is a predicted model, not a curated record. The transcript has 19 exons. Lineage: Eukaryota; Metazoa; Chordata; Actinopteri; Pleuronectiformes; Soleidae.